Molecule: messenger RNA, 696 nt
Organism: Triticum turgidum subsp. durum (durum wheat)
Lineage: Eukaryota; Viridiplantae; Streptophyta; Magnoliopsida; Poales; Poaceae
Source: the annotation of a GenBank genome assembly
AUGGCCGCGCCCACGCAGAGCAGCCCGCUCCGCCGAUGGAAGCGUUUCUUCCGCGCCUUCGACUCUGUGGACGCCGCCAUCAAGCCCUCCGACCCUGACCACUCACGCGACGAGCUCCGGCGCGCCAGGGUCAACAUCGUGGAGCAGCUCUGCGACGCCGCCGACGACGAUCAGGCGGAGCGCCUCUGCAAGAUUCUCGACGACCACAUGGCGGAGUCCCUUGAGACGCUGCGGCUGGUUCCGGUGAUGCCAAGCGUGUUGGCCUCCACGGACCUCGGCAAGUCCGUCUGCGCGCUGCGCAGGCACGAGUCGGAGCGCGUCCGCGUCCUGGCCAGAGGUCUCGUGAGCGGGUGGAGGGCGUCGAUGAAGGACGAACUCGCCAAGGUCAGAGACGCUCUGCACAAGCUUGACAACAUCAACGUGCCGCAGAACAAGGAGGUCACCAUCGAUCAGCAGACCGUGGGAAUCAGCAAGAAGGCGUCCCCCGCCGGUGACCGUGCUGGGCUCUGCUCCGAGGAGAAGAUGGAAGCUGCGAAACGCAAGUUCCACCAAGCUUACCAAGAAGCAGAGGACGCCAAACGGCGGCGCAGGACGCAGUUGGUGCAGGCGCCCAAGAUGAUGCAGCCAAUCAGGAGGUGCACCAGCUCCAUGGUCAAGAAAACCUUCGCGAUCAAGACGCAGCUUCACAUGGCUUAG